Darwinula stevensoni is the source of this 1317-nucleotide messenger RNA. The record is from the annotation of a GenBank genome assembly. NCBI's taxonomy places the organism in Eukaryota, Metazoa, Arthropoda, Ostracoda, Podocopida, Darwinulidae.
AUGGGGGGCUGUCCUUCGUUGUCCUUCCCGUCUUCUAACAUCCUCUGCCCAGUGUUUGCUCCGAUGUGCGCGUUUCACGACUUUCCAGGACUGGAACUGGUGGGGCCAUCAAAGCGGAUGUUCUGCGGCAUUUCCAUCGAGUUCUUCUUUGCCGGAGGCGGUGCAUUACUCGGAGGAAUCGCCUAUCUCAUUCGGGAUUGGAAAACGCUUCAGUUGGUCGUACACGUUCCUGGUCUCAUCUUCCUUGCCUAUUACUGCUGGAUGCGUUUCGCGUCGUGCAAGAAGACGAGUACCGAGUUUCCAUGCGCAAACAGGUUCGUACCCGAGAGUCCGAGAUGGGAGAUGGUGAACGGAAAGGGUGAGUCGGCGAGACGGACCGUCCGAAAGAUGGCUGCAACGAAUGGGAAGGAAAUCCCCGAACACCUUCUCCCCCCUGACUCUGUCCAAGGCACUGUGAGUUCUUCGCUCAGUUUUCUCCUCCUCCCAAGAGGGAGAAGCUCCUCCGAGCGAAUCCUUAUUGGCAUUCUUGAAGAAGCCGAGACUCCGAAUCCAAUUCAUCAACAUUUGCUUCAACUGUAUUUCCUCUCGUUCGAGACGGAACCGUUCGCCAACGUGAUGGUGUACUACGGGCUGAGUCUGAACUCCACGUCGCUCGGCGGGAGUGCCCAUCUGAAUUUCGCAUUGUCGAUGCUAGUGGAGAUCCCGGCUUACGUCCUCUGUCUCCUCGUCCUCAAUCGAUGGGGACGGAAAUUCCCUCUGGCCGGUUUCGAAAUCCUCGGAGGGAUUGCCUGCCUCGUCUCGGGAUUCCUUCCCACAGAUCCGGUGUGGUUGCAAGUGACGCUGUCGCUGAUCGGGAAGCUCGGACUGGCGGCCUCAUUCGCCAUCAUCUACGUGUUCACGGGGGAACUCUACCCGACGGUCGUGAGGAAUGCCGGGAUCGGAUCUUCUUCCAUGUGCGGCCGAAUCGGGGGGAUCCUCGCCCCCAUCGUCACGGACCUCGGAACAGUCCAGAGAUCUCUACCCAUGUUGAUAUUUGGAGGAGUGGCUGUGCUAGCAGGGAUCUCGGUCCUUCAUCUCCCGGAGACCCUCGGUGCUAAUCUGCCAGAGACGAUAGAACAGGCUGAGGACUUCUCAAGAGCCGCUGGGUUCUUCAAAGGCUGCAGAUCAUCGAAGAGCACGGUGCUUGAAGCUGAUUCCAGGGCACAACUUCAGGCCAGAUUCUGAAGGAUUCCGACUCCAUUUAUGGAAGAGUUGUUCGUUCUUAAUUAUGAAGUUCGCAUUGGAUCCUGUUGUGUUUCAAUAUACUUCUGGAUUUCA